AUGGUUCCAUGGCGAAGGGCACUGGCGACGUAUUCCUCCAUCGCCAGUGUCUUAGCCGUCGACACUUUAAAAAAAAAUCUUUUUCAUGUAAUAAAUCAAGCUCAUAACCGGAUCAGACUGGCGAAUGGUCACAGUAACUGCUGUGGUCGAGUGGAGAUCCAGCACAAAGCCCAGUGGGGAACAGUGUGUGAUGAUGACUGGGACUUAAAGGAUGCACAGGUGGUGUGUAGACAGCUUGGAUGUGGUAAAGCAGUCAGCGCUCCUCAUAGUGCCCGCUUUGGUCAGGGAAGUGAACCAACCUGGCUGGAUAAUGUUCGAUGUAAUGGAACUGAGAGCUACAUAGAUCAGUGCUUACAUGGAGGAUUUGGAGUAGAGAACUGUGGACAUGGGGAAGAUGCUGGAGUUGUUUGCCUAAUUCAUAAGCAGAUCAGGCUGGUGAAUGGUACGGGUAACUGCUGUGGUCGAGUGGAGAUCCUGCACAACACCCAGUGGGGAACAGUGUGUAAUGAUGACUGGGACUUAAAGGAUGCACAGGUGGUGUGUAGACAGCUUGGAUGUGGUAAAGCAGUCAGCGCUCCUCAUAAUGCCCGCUUUGGUCAGGGAAGUGAACCAACCUGGCUGGAUGAUGUUCGGUGUAAUGGAACUGAGAGCUACCUAUAUCAGUGCUCACACAGAGGAUUUGGGGUAGAGAACUGUGGACAUAAUAGAGAUGCUGGAGUCGUGUGCUUAAAUUUGCAGAGUCCUACACUGACUCGGAUUUCCUCAAAUUCUGUGGUCUCACCUGGAGAAGUCCUUCAGUUCAGAUGUUCCACACCCAGCCCAACAUGCAUCUCUGUAGACUUCAGUUUGUAUAAAACUGGGACAUUAAUAAAGAAGCAAACUGCAGAGACUACAACAACAUUUACUCUGACUGUAGAUGAAUCACAUCAGGGCCAGUACACCUGUGACUACACAUACAGGGAAAGUAACUCUACAUCUUCCAGGAGCAGCUCCAUUACCAUCACUGUGGCUCAUAACCAGAUCAGGCUGGUGAAUGGUCACAGUAACUGCUGUGGUCGAGUGGAGAUCCAGCACAAAGCCCAGUGGGGAACAGUGUGUGAUGAUGACUGGGACUUAAAGGAUGCAGAGGUGGUGUGUAGACAGCUUGGAUGUGGUAAAGCAGUCAGCGCUCCUCAUAAUGCCCGCUUUGGUCAGGGAAGUGAACCAACCUGGCUGGAUAAUGUUCGAUGUAAUGGAACUGAGAGCUACAUAGAUCAGUGCUUACACAGAGGAUUUGGAGUAGAGAACUGUGGACAUGGGGAAGAUGCUGGAGUUGUUUGCCUGAAUUUACAGAGUCCCACACUGACUCGGAUCUCCCCAAACUCUGUGGUCUCACAUGGAGAAGUCCUUCAGUUCAGAUGUUCCACACCCAGCCCAACAUGCAUCUCUGUAGACUUCAGUUUGUAUAAAACUGGGACAUUAAUAAAGAAGCAAACUGCAGAGACUACAACAACAUUUACUCUGACUGUAGAUGAAUCACAUCAGGGCCAGUACACCUGUGACUAUUCAUACAGGGAAAGUAACUCUACAUCUUCCAGGAGCAGCUCCAUUACCAUCACUGUGGCUCAUAACCAGAUCAGGCUGGUGAAUGGUCACAGUAACUGCUGUGGUCGAGUGGAGAUCCAGCACAAAGCCCAGUGGGGAACAGUGUGUGAUGAUGACUGGGACUUAAAGGAUGCAGAGGUGGUGUGUAGACAGCUUGGAUGUGGUAAAGCAGUCAGCGCUCCUCAUAGUGCCCGCUUUGGUCAGGGAAGUGAACCAACCUGGCUGGAUAAUGUUCGAUGUAAUGGAACUGAGAGCUACAUAGAUCAGUGCUUACAUGGAGGAUUUGGAGUAGAGAACUGUGGACAUGGGGAAGAUGCUGGAGUUGUUUGCCUAAAUUUACAGAGUCCCACACUGACUCGGAUCUCCCCAAACUCUGUGGUCUCACCUGGAGAAGUCCUUCAGUUCAGAUGUUCCACACCCAGCCCAACAUGCAUCUCUGUAGACUUCAGUUUGUAUAAAACUGGGACAUUAAUAAAGAAGCAAACUGCAGAGACUACAACAACAUUUACUCUGACUGUAGAUGAAUCACAUCAGGGCCAGUACACCUGUGACUACUCAUACAGGGAAAGUAACUCUACAUCUUCCAGGAGCAGCUCCAUUACCAUCACUGUGGUUCAUAAGCAGAUCAGGCUGGUGAAUGGUACGGGUAACUGCUGUGGUCGAGUGGAGAUCCUGCACAACACCCAGUGGGGAACAGUGUGUGAUGAUGACUGGGACUUAAAGGAUGCACAGGUGGUGUGUAGACAGCUUGGAUGUGGUAAAGCAGUCAGCGCUCCUCAUAAUGCCCGCUUUGGUCAGGGAAGUGAACCAACCUGGCUGGAUGAUGUUCGGUGUAAUGGAACUGAGAGCUACCUAUAUCAGUGCUCACACAGAGGAUUUGGGGUAGAGAACUGUGGACAUAAUAGAGAUGCUGGAGUCAUGUGCUUAACUCAUAACCAGAUCAGACUGGUGAAUGGUCACAGUAACUGUUGUGGUCGAGUGGAGAUCCAGCACAAAGCCCAGUGGGGAACAGUGUGUGAUGAUGACUGGGACUUAAAGGAUGCAGAGGUGGUGUGUCGACAGCUUGGAUGUGGUAAAGCAGUCAGCGCUCCUCAUAAUGCCCGCUUUGGUCAGGGAAGUGAACCAACCUGGUUGGACGAUGUUCGGUGUAAUGGGACUGAGAGCUACAUAGAUCAGUGCUCACACAGAGGAUUUGGAGUAGAGAACUGUGGACAUGAUAAAGAUGCUGGAGCCGUGUGCUUAAAUUUGCAGAGUCCCACACUGACUCAGAUCUCCCCAAACUCUGUGGUCUCACCUGGAGAAGUCCUUCAGUUCAGAUGUUCCACACCCAGCCCAACAUGCAUCUCUGUAGACUUCAGUUUGUAUAAAACUGGGACAUUAAUAAAGAAGCAAACUGCAGAGACUACAACAACAUUUACUUUGACUGUAGAUGAAUCGCAUCACAGCCAGUACACCUGUGACUACACAUACAGGGAAAGUAACUCUACAUCAUCCAGCAGCAGCUCCAUUAUUAUCACUGUGGUGAACUUGCAGCAGCCCAAUAUAUCUUUCAGCGCUGCCGAUGGACCAGAAGUGACCAGGGGCUACAGCUUCUCCAUUAUCUGCUCCAUUGAACCUCAGUAUCCAGGAGGUUCCUUCCACUUGGAGCUCAGUGGAUCCAUCAUCACCAGGACUCAGUCAGCUGUUAACCACUCAGCUGUCUUUCUUUUUCCUGAGGCAGAUUUUGUCCAUCAAGGAAACUACAGCUGUACUUAUGAAGUCAACGUGUCUUCACGCACCUUUACCUCUACUGCUACUGAACCCCUGUUCAUCACUGUGAUGGAUGGCGCUAACAUACGGCUCAUUAAUGGCAGUAACUCCUGCUCUGGUAGAGUGGAAGUCUAUUAUAAUAACCAGUGGGGAACAGUGUGUGAUGAUGACUGGGACAUGAGUGAUGCACAGGUGGUGUGUAGACAGCUUGGAUGUGGUAAUGCUGACAGCGCUCAUCAAAGUGCUGCCUUUGGUCAGGGAAGUGGCCCAAUAUGGAUGGAUGAUGUUCAGUGUUCUGGAAGUGAAAGCAGCAUCACACAGUGCUCUGAUAGGGGAUUUGGAAAACAUGACUGUACCCAUAGUGAAGAUGCUGGUGUUACCUGUUCAGAGAUCAGGCUGGUGAACGGUGCGAGUAACUGCUGUGGUCGAGUGGAGAUUCGGCACAAAGCCCAGUGGGGAACAGUGUGUGAUCAUUACUGGGACUUAAAGGAUGCAGAGGUGGUGUGUAAACAGCUUGGAUGUGGUAAAGCAGUCAGCGCUCCUCAUAAUGCCCGCUUUGGUCAGGGAAGUGAACCAACCUGGCUGGAUGAUGUUCAGUGUACUGGAACUGAGAGCUACAUAGAUCAGUGCUCACACAGAGGAUUUGGAGUAAAGGACUGUGGACAUGGUGAUGAUGCUGGAGUCGUGUGCUCGAAUUUGCAGACUCCAACACUGACUCGGAUCUCCCCAAACUCUGUGGUCUCACCUGGAGAAGUUCUUCAGUUCAGAUGUUCCACACCCAGCCCAACAUGCAUCUCUGUAGACUUUAGUUUGUAUAAAACUGGGUCAUUAAUAAAGAAGCAAACUGCAGAGACUACAACAACAUUUACUUUGACUGUAGAUGAAUCACAUCAGGGCCAGUACACCUGUGACUACACAUACAGGGAAAGUAACUCUAUAUCAUCCAGGAGCAGCUCCAUUACCAUCACUGUGGGAAACUUGCAGAAGCCCAAUAUAUCCUUCAGUGCUGCUGGUAAAGCAAAAAUAACAAGGGGCUACAGCUUCUCCAUCAUCUGCUCCAUUGAACCUCAGUAUCCAGGAGGUUCUUUCCAUUUGAAGCUCAGUGGAUCCAACAUCACCAGGACUCAGUCAGCUGUUAACCACUCAGCUGUCUUUCUUUUUCCUAAGGCAGAUUUUGUCCAUCAAGGAAACUACAGCUGUACUUAUGAAGUUAAAGUGUCUUCCCGCACCUUUACCUCCACUGCUACUAAACCCCUGUUCAUCACUGUGAAAGAUGGCGCUAACAUACGGCUCAUUAAUGGCAGUAACUCCUGCUCUGGUAGAGUGGAAGUCUAUUAUAAUAACCAGUGGGGAACAGUGUGUGAUGAUUACUGGGACAUGAGUGAUGCACAGGUGGUGUGUAGACAGCUUGGAUGUGGUAAUGCUGACAGCGCUCAUAAAGAAGCUCACUUUGGUAAGGGUAGUGAUCCAAUAUGGUUGGAUGAUGUUCAGUGUUCUGGAAGUGAAAGCAGCAUCACACAGUGCACUCAUAGGGAAUUUGGAUUACACAACUGUAACCAUGGUGAAGAUGCUGGUGUUACCUAUUCUUAUAAAGAGAUCAGGCUGGUGAACGGUGCGAGUAACUGCUGUGGUCGAGUGGAGAUUCGGCACAAAGCCCAGUGGGGAACAGUGUGUGAUCAUUACUGGGACUUAAAGGAUGCAGAGGUGGUGUGUAAACAGCUUGGAUGUGGUAAAGCAGUCAGUGCUCCUCAUAAUGCCCGCUUUGGUCAGGGAAGUGAACCAACCUGGCUGGAUGAUGUUCAGUGUACUGGAACUGAGAGCUACCUAUAUAAGUGCUCACACAGAGGAUUUGGAGUAAAGGACUGUGGACAUGGUGAUGAUGCUGGAGUCGUGUGCUCGAAUUUGCAGAGUCCCACACUGACUCAGAUCUCCCCAAACUCUGUGGUCUCACCUGGAGAAGUUCUUCAGUUCAGAUGUUCCACACCCAGACCAACAUGCAUCUCUUUAGACUUUAGCUUGUAUAAAACUGGGACAUCAAUGAAGAAGCAAACUGCAGAGACUACAACAACAUUUACUCUGACUGUAGAUAAAUUACAUCAGGGCCAGUACACCUGUGACUACUCAUACAGGGAAAGUAACUCUAUAUCAUCCAGGAGCAGCUCCAUUACCAUCACUGUGGUAAACCUGCAGCAGCCCAGUAUCUCCUUCAGUGAUGCUGAUAGACUUGAAGUAACAAGAGGCUACAGCUUCUCCAUCAUCUGCUCCACUGAACCUCAGUAUUCAGGAGGUUCCUUCCACUUGGUACUCAGUGGAUCCAACAUCACCAGGACUCAGUCAGCUGUUAACCACUCAGCUGUCUUUCUUUUUCCUGAGGCAGAUUUUGUCCAUCAGGGAAACUACAGCUGUACUUAUAAAGUUAACAAGUCUUCACGCACCUUUAAUUCCACUGCUACUGAUCCCCUGUUCAUCACUGUGAAAGCAUCUCUGGCUCCUUACAUUGGUUUUGGAGUGACAGCAGGACUGCUUCUCAUCUUAGUUCCAGUCAUCAUUUACUUUGUGAAGACACAGAAAAGACUAAACUAUCAAGAGGAUAAAAUGAAGAAUACACAGUGUGGCAGAACCACACACGAGGAUCCCCAAGGAGAAUUUGAGACAGAUGACGAAGCUGAUUAUGAAAAUGCCGAAACCAUUCACCAACAGAGGAAGGAUUCAGACGACUCAGAUAAUGACUACAUUAAUCUUGAUGCCAAUAUAAAAAGAUGUGCAGUGGACAAUGACUAUGAGGGCGAUGGAAUUUAUGCAAACUAUGCAGUGUAG
Molecule: messenger RNA, 6150 nt
Organism: Clarias gariepinus (North African catfish)
Lineage: Eukaryota; Metazoa; Chordata; Actinopteri; Siluriformes; Clariidae
Product: deleted in malignant brain tumors 1 protein-like
Exons: 22
Coding region: 1-6150 (2049 amino acids)
Cellular component (GO): membrane
Source: RefSeq, a predicted model, not a curated record